Molecule: messenger RNA, 1496 nt
Organism: Vespa mandarinia (Asian giant hornet)
Lineage: Eukaryota; Metazoa; Arthropoda; Insecta; Hymenoptera; Vespidae
Product: methionyl-tRNA formyltransferase, mitochondrial
Biological process (GO): conversion of methionyl-tRNA to N-formyl-methionyl-tRNA; biosynthetic process
Cellular component (GO): mitochondrion
Molecular function (GO): methionyl-tRNA formyltransferase activity
Source: RefSeq, a predicted model, not a curated record
AUAUUAAUCCUGGCAUAUGCAGUACGUGCAUGAUCGUUGAACGGGAAUGUUUAUUAAUUUUAAUCUCAUAUUAACUAACCUUACAUAAUGUUCGUAAAAUCAUAUAAAAUAAGACAUAAAUUUGUUGAUCUCAAAGAAGCUUUUAAAAAUUCAUUGAAAAUAUUUAAGAUUUCGAAGAAACAAAUACAUACUAUUCCCAAAGAAGGACCAUGGAGUGUAUUAUUUUUUGGUGUUGAUGAUUUUUCAUUAGAGAGUUUAAAAGGUUUACAUGAAGAAUACAAAUUAAAAAAAUUAUGUCGAUUGGAAGUAGUUACUACAAAACAAAAUAAGAAACAUGAAGUUAGAGAUUAUGCAAUGCAAAAUGGAAUUGUAAUGAGAACGUGGCCUCUAACAAUUGAUAUUGAAGAUUUUCAUAUAGGAAUUGUUGUUUCUUUUGGUCAUUUAAUACCAAAGAAUAUAAUAAAUUCAUUUCCAUUAGGUAUGUUAAACGUUCAUGGCAGUUUAUUACCAAAGUGGAGAGGGGCAUCGCCAAUUACAUACUCUUUAAAAAAUGGAGAUACACAUACAGGUGUUACAAUAAUGAAUAUAUUGCCGAAAAAAUUUGACAUUGGAGAGAUAAUAGCACAGGAACAAAUAAGUAUUAAUCCAGACGAAACGUUACCAGAAUUACGUGCCAAACUAGCAAAAAUAGGCGCAAAUCUUCUAGUCAAAACAAUAGAACAAUUACCAUUAAUAUUAUCAAAUGGAAGACCUCAAAACGAAUUGGAGGCAACAUAUGCUCCCAAAUUUACAUCAAAGAUAUCCUUAAUAAAAUGGGACGAAAUGUCAGCUAUAGAUAUAUACAAUCUACAACGUGCUCUUAUAGGAUUAUAUCCAUUAACUACAAAAUUUCGAAAUACGAUCAUUAAAUUAUUAGAUAUUCAAAAAAUAGAAAAACCAAAUCAUUUAUCACAUAUAGAGCCAAAUAUACCAGGUGUUGCGACAUUUGAUAAACUAAAUAAAGUUCUAAUUGUAAAAUGUAAAGACGAUAAUUGGAUAUCUGUCGCGAAAGUAUGUAUUCCAGGACAUCACCCGAUGAGCGCAAAUGAUUUUAACAAUGGUUUCAUUCUUGGCCAGAAACAGAGAAUAAUAAUUUUUCAAUAAAAAAAGAAAAAAAAAAUGCAACACCUUUACCAUUUAAUGAAUAUAUAUAUAUACACACAUACAUAUAUAUAUAUAUAUAUAUAUAUAUAUAUAUAUAUAUGAACCUUUGGAAUCUAAUAUGAGUUAUUAUUACUUCUUUUUCAUGAUUACAAUGUUGAAGAGAUGAACGUGUUUAUUUAGAAAUGAACACAAAGGGAAAUUUUAUUCAUGCUCGUUUAAUUUAACACAUUCUUUAUUCUCUUGGCACUUUAAACGGCUGAGAAAAAUAGGACAAAGUCAAACGAUAUACGUUUUAAUAAUUAUUGAAAAGCAAAAGAAAAAAAAAAAUGAAGAAGAGUUUAUAAAGAAAUGGA